Molecule: messenger RNA, 417 nt
Organism: Calliphora vicina (urban bluebottle blowfly)
Lineage: Eukaryota; Metazoa; Arthropoda; Insecta; Diptera; Calliphoridae
Exons: 1
Coding region: 1-417 (138 amino acids)
Source: RefSeq, a predicted model, not a curated record
AUGUAUUUAAUGCUUGGUACUAGACCAGAUCUUGCAUACAGUGUUGGUUAUUUGUCUAGAACUUUAGAUAAUCCCUCAAAAGAAGAUAUCGUCAGAGUAAAAAGAGUAUUAAGAUAUAUUGCUGGUACAAAAGAAUAUGGAAUUACUUAUACUGCUGACAAUAACUUAAAGUUCGAAUGCUACAGUGAUGCUGACUUUGGAGGCUGCUUAAAGACUGGUAGAUCGACAUCAGGAAUAGUAAUAAAAUACGCUGGUGCGGUAAUUUCAUGGAUAAGUCAAAGACAGCCGAUAGUAGCAACUUCUACAACAGAAGCUGAAAUUGUUGCUGCUACUGAAGCUACCAAAGAAAUGGUUAAAAAGGCUAUAUUCCGAGUUAAUUGGAUACAAAGAUGUUCCUGUAUUGCAAGUGGACAAUAA